AUGGUAUUGUUACUAAGACUCACGUAUGCAGCAGUGGUCUGGUGGUCAAGGGCGGAAAAGGUGGAGGCAAGGAACCUGCUCAAAAGCCUACAGGGAGGAUACCUGAGGGCUACAACAGAGGCCAUGAAAACUACACCAACUGAGGCGCUACAAGUAGCACUCAGUAUUCCGCCCCUAAACCAGAUGAUCAAAUAUACAGCCAGGCAAAUAGCAUACAGAUUAAAAUGUCAAGAUGUAGACACUUGGUUCACGGAUAUAUCAGGAGCAAACGGUCGAUAUGGAACAGGUACGUAUGAGCUCAAUAUUAACCAUGAGGUAAGCAUACCAAUGGGUGAGCUGGCCAUAGUGUUUCAAGCUGAAGUGCUGGCCAUCCUAAAAUGUGCGAAACUCCUAUUAAAGGGGAAAAGCAGAAAACAAAUAUACAUUUACACAGAUAGCAGAGCAGCUAUUGAAGCACUUACAAGAACCUCCACAGAAUCAUCUGUGGUAUGGGACUUACCUGGACAUCAGGGUAUACCUGGAAAUGAGAGAGCGGACGAACUGGCAAAGCUGGGUACUGAAAAGGUCCCAACUGAACAGAUCAUCGGGGUCCCAUUUUCAGCUGUAACAAAAACGAUCAAAGAGUGGCUGAAAUGGGAGCACUCGAACUCCUGGAAGGAAGCAGAGGGCUGUAAACGAGUCAAAUAA
Molecule: messenger RNA, 687 nt
Organism: Cyphomyrmex costatus
Lineage: Eukaryota; Metazoa; Arthropoda; Insecta; Hymenoptera; Formicidae
Exons: 3
Coding region: 1-687 (228 amino acids)
Molecular function (GO): nucleic acid binding
Source: RefSeq, a predicted model, not a curated record